Daphnia magna is the source of this 1181-nucleotide messenger RNA. RefSeq lists its product as uncharacterized. The record is from RefSeq and is a predicted model, not a curated record. The coding region runs from base 132 to 1007 and encodes 291 amino acids. Lineage: Eukaryota; Metazoa; Arthropoda; Branchiopoda; Diplostraca; Daphniidae. The transcript has 4 exons.
GACGCCAAUAGUCCGAAUACCAUUUUUUGCUGUUGUACAGUCGUGUGGCUUUUGAAAUCUUGCCAAAUAUAAAAGGCUAGUCAGAGGAUCAACAAGUCAUCACAACGUUAGACGCUACAUUCAGAUAAAGAAUGAAGAUCGCCUUAUUUGUAUUGAGUUGUCUCAUCGCUGUUUCACGCCAGCAAAAUAAGUUGUGGUCGAUGCCUCAAUACCACCAACAAACACCUUUUCAAUAUCAUUAUUCAUCACCUGCGACUCAAAAUCUAAGACAAUGGGCUAAUGUUUACGCUGGAUCUUAUCCUUAUUAUCCGACUCAAUACUCUCAGCCACAGUACGUGAAAUAUUUCCCCUUCCUGGCUAAACAGAAUCCAGGUGUGGUCUUACUCAAAUCCUUCCCGCAAUCGUUACAGCGCCGCGAUGAUGAAAAUGAUGAACCUCUCGUCCGUCACAAUAACGAAGAGGAAUCGAUCGAGGCCAGGAUAGCCAAUCCCAAAGGCGUUGCUCCAGAAGGCCGACUGUUUGACAACGCCCUGUUAUCCAAUUUGCUUUUCGGAAGUGUUGCAACCAGCACGAAAUACAGCAUCGCAACUACAACGAUUAUUUCCACAUCUGUUAUUUCAUGCAUUCCCUCAGCAUCGUUCUCUUCCACCACAGACUGUCGCCGCAGACGUGACGUGUCUGUCAUGAGAGAACUUUUGAACGAACAUGAAGUUCUCUCGCCAUCCACAGUUGAAAGAGUGGAGCCAUCGGCCGUUCUUCAGCUUGAAUCUCUCAGCGGUGUGAACACUGCCAAAGCAGCUCAGGAUUCUGUGACUAUUGUUUCUUCGUUAGACGAUGGGAAUAGCAGCCGAGCUUCUGGUGCUCGUUUCAUCGGUUUGAAUGCCCUCCUCACUUUAACCACCACUUCGACGUUGACGACCGCUACAAUCAGUGUUACCGAAUCUAGGAAAACUGUAACCCUCGGAACUAGUUUGUUGUGUUUACCUUCAGGUAUCAAACUCUGUUAGACAAUGUUCUAACCGAUUCGCGUUGUAUUUAUUAUAUAUCCGUAGAAUAGGGAGAAAUGUGAACUAUGGGUUUCAUUUUAACAAACGUGCAAUAACUAUUUGUAGCUGUUUUAGCAUAGUUAAGUGUUAUAUGCAUUGGCCUAUUGAAUCAUGAUACACAUUUCUCAAUCAGCA